Talaromyces stipitatus ATCC 10500 is the source of this 1641-nucleotide messenger RNA. Its product is annotated as cytochrome P450, putative. Bases 1 to 1641 code for a protein of 546 amino acids. Lineage: Eukaryota; Fungi; Ascomycota; Eurotiomycetes; Eurotiales; Trichocomaceae. The transcript is spliced from 4 exons. The record is from RefSeq and is a predicted model, not a curated record. Gene Ontology annotation, molecular function: monooxygenase activity; heme binding; iron ion binding.
AUGAUCCUCACCAUCAUUUCAGGAACAACAACAAUCUACCUCCUCUACAAACUCCUCUCCUUUAUCUACUACUACGUCCUCGCCCUCCGCACAGGCUUCCCACUCUUACUUAGCCCCAUAUUCGCAAAAUCGAUAUUAUGGCAAAUCCUCGCCCCAGCCGUAUUACCUUCAAUCAGAGGAAAAUUACCCUUAUGGAUUGUCAUUCGUCUUGAGCUGGUUGUGAAUGGAUGGGAGUUUAGAUGGAGGCAUGGAGAAGCGCAGAGGUUUGUUGGUGGGGAUACGUUUGUGGUUGUUUGUCCGGAUGGGUUGUAUAUGUGGUGCUCUGAUCCAGUCCUUGGAAGUGUGAUAUUACAGCGCAGAAAGGAUUUUAUCCAGGGUGAUGUGGUGAAGCAGUUUAUUGGUAUAUUUGGGUCGAAUGUGCUUCAGGUUUGGCAACGACAACGUAGAAUCAUCGCCCCCCAUCUCAGCGAAGGUAUCAUGGCCACAGUAUGGAAAGAGAGCUGUCUCCAAGCCCGAGAUAUGAUCGCCUAUCUGGUCGAGCACCCCGGCGGCGAGACGCUAGGUGGCCUUCGAAGUGUGGCAAUCAACGUCCUCGGCUCAGCGGCCUAUGGGUAUAGUCAAUCCUGGUCUCCGGGGAUUGCAUACGGAAUGACCGAAGAAGGUAACUGGGGCAGUGGACGAAUCGCUUAUUUCAAGACUAUCGCUUUAGUGGCUGAUCAGUUCAUUGCGGCUGUCCUGAUACCCUCAUGGAUUAAGAAGCUGCCGUUUAUGCCAAAGUGGUUGCGGGUUAUAGAUCGACAGAUGGCGAAUGUGCCGCGGUACGUCAAGGAGAUUUUUGACGCGGAAUUGCAGAAGAAAACUACAGAAAUUCCAGAGGGGAAGGAUAAACACAACAAUAAUGUUCUGGACAUGUUGUUGCAAUACUCGCAAAAGAAGACCACCAAUGGGUUAUAUCUUACCGAAGAUGAAAUGAGUGGUAAUCUAUGGGUCUUUACAGCAGCUGGGUUCGAUACUACAGCAAAUACCAUGGGGUACGCGGUGAUACUACUCGCGGCAUAUCCGGAAUAUCAGGAGUGGAUGAGGGAGGAGCUUUGUGGACUUGAUGCGGAUAUUUCACCGGAGGAGUAUGAGAAGUGUUUUGCUUUGUGUCCAAGGGUUUUGGCUGUUAUGUUCGAGACAUUACGUCUCUUCACGCCAGUACUCCAUUCGACACGAACAGUUAAUGGGAUACAACAACUCGCAGGCCGGAAGGGAACGCACAUCCUCUCCUCGCCCAUGGAUGUCUUUGUCUGCGCUCAAAUCAUGCACUGCGAUACUACUCUCUGGGGUCCGGACGCAGCUGAAUUCAAUCCAAAGCGAUGGUUCGAUAAGCAGACAAAUCUACUCAUCAAACCUCCCAAAGAUACAUUCCUGCCGUGGUCUGGCGGGCCAAGAGUGUGUCCCGGAAUGAAGAUGUCGCAGGUAGAGUUUGUGGCGACUAUAGCGACGCUGUUUCGGCAGUCGAGGUGUGAGGUGUUGACGCUGACUGGCAAGGAAGAGGAGGGACGGAAAAGGUUGAUGGAUAUGAUGGACGAUUCGAUUAGUAAGUUGACAUUGCAGGUUAGGAAUGGUCAGGAGGUGAAGUUGCGAUGGGUUGUGUAG